Messenger RNA from Perkinsus marinus ATCC 50983, 198 nucleotides. RefSeq lists its product as hypothetical. Bases 1 to 198 code for a protein of 65 amino acids. NCBI's taxonomy places the organism in Eukaryota, Perkinsozoa, Perkinsida, Perkinsidae. The transcript has 3 exons. The record is from RefSeq and is a predicted model, not a curated record.
AUGAAAGUGGGGAAAACUGACAAGACGGUCAAAAAGUUCGAAGAGUGUGGUAGUGAAAUCGCCUACUGCGGCGAAGAUAAGGAGGACGAAACCGAGAACCCAACCGCAUUUGGAAAACCCAUAAGCCAACACGUAAAACGCGCGAAAAUCCAUUACAACGAUGAGAUCGUGUUUGAUACGCAAGUCAUGAAAAACUGA